AUGACCACACAGGCGUCUGGCGUGAAUGCAAAUCUGCCACCAGUCAGUUACACGAAAGCUAUUGACAUUUGGAUUGGUGUCUGUUUGGCAUUCAUAUUCGGUGCUUUAUUGGAGUUUGCGUUGGUGAACUGGGCAGCUCGACAGGAUCUCGUUGCGAACAGUCGGGCUCGCUAUCGACAAUCACCUCUCUUCUUUAGGUCAGUGCCAUUUUACAGAAAAGCAUAG
Cooperia oncophora is the source of this 225-nucleotide messenger RNA. Lineage: Eukaryota; Metazoa; Nematoda; Chromadorea; Rhabditida; Trichostrongylidae. The record is from the annotation of a GenBank genome assembly.